CUCCAUUUAUCGGAUCUGUAAUUUGAAAGUUUCCCAAGUCAUGUUCUCGUCGCUUUUGCGAUAUUUUCCCCAGCUCGGGAGGAGAUGGAAACCCCUCAGUUUCUCUAACCCGAACUUCGUCCGCAUACCUGAAGCGCAGAAAAUUGAAGAAGAGACUCUGCCAGACUAUGUCGUUUCGCACUCUUAUCCAAUCCGAAUCGGGGAAGUUAUCAAGGAGCGAUAUCAGGUCAUUGGCAAACUAGGAUUUGGAUCUACCUCGACUGCAUGGCUCGCACGGGAUAUGGAUCACCGCCGUUAUGUCAUGCUCAAAAUAUUCGUCCAGACCUCAUUCAUGGGUCAACAAGUGGAUAACGAGCUCUCCAUAUAUAGGCACAUAGAGCAAUCUCCAACCGCCCAUGCCGGUCGCGAUGUCAUAAGAACGUUACUUGAUGCAUUCGAUAUCGACGGGCCUCAGGACAAGCAUCGAUGCCUUGUGCAUCCCCCACUAUGGGAAAGCGUUCUAGCCUUCUUACGCCGCAAUCCAGUCGAAAGACUACCCUCCGCAGUUCUCGCAGUCGUUCUUCAUCGUCUUUUCUUAGCCUUAGAUUAUCUUCAUACAGAGUGCCAGGUCGCACACACUGAUAUCAAGGCCGAUAACAUCAUGUUCGGUAUCAAGGAUGAUUCAGUCUUCACUGAUUUUGAGGAGAACGAACUUCAACGACCUGCUCCGCGGAAAGAAUUGAACACAGACGGAAGGAUAAUCUACGCCUCCCAGGAACUCAAGAUACCAAAAAAGGUUGCAGCCCCAGUCCUUUGUGAUUUCGGCUCAGCCGUACAUGGUAAUGAACACCACUCGGUUUUCAUCCAACCUAAGAUCUACCGAGCACCUGAAGUGAUUCUUGGGGUUCCUUGGACGUAUAGUGCCGAUAUCUGGAAUGUGGGUUGCAUGGUAAGAUGAACCGUCCUCGGAAUUGGAAUUUGUCAGUCUGAGAAGCGCAACGCGCUAAUCGUCCAGUUUUAGAUCUGGGAUAUUUACGAAGGCGGUUCCUUAUUUACAGGCGAGGACCCCGAGUUUGAGAGAUAUCGGAGUCGAGCACAUCUUGCGGAGAUGAUCAACCUUCUUGGUCCUCCACCUUCUAGUCUUCUUUCUCAAGGGCUGCUAACAGACAAAUUCUUCUCAAAGGAAGGUAGUUUCCUCGCUCCAGAUUUAUUGAUUGAUCGGGUCCCGUUUGAGGAGAGGGAGACCACCCUUGAGGGCAAAGGGGAGCGAGAGGCCUU
This is a messenger RNA of Aspergillus melleus, 1257 nucleotides long. RefSeq lists its product as uncharacterized. Gene Ontology annotation, biological process: regulation of mRNA processing; spliceosomal complex assembly; protein phosphorylation. The record is from RefSeq and is a predicted model, not a curated record. NCBI's taxonomy places the organism in Eukaryota, Fungi, Ascomycota, Eurotiomycetes, Eurotiales, Aspergillaceae. Bases 41 to 937 code for a protein of 298 amino acids. The transcript has 4 exons. Gene Ontology annotation, molecular function: ATP binding; protein kinase activity.